Messenger RNA from Salvelinus sp. IW2-2015, 3384 nucleotides. RefSeq names its product death domain-associated protein 6. The record is from RefSeq and is a predicted model, not a curated record. Gene Ontology annotation, molecular function: histone binding; nuclear androgen receptor binding; transcription coactivator activity. Lineage: Eukaryota; Metazoa; Chordata; Actinopteri; Salmoniformes; Salmonidae. Gene Ontology annotation, biological process: regulation of apoptotic process; nucleosome assembly; negative regulation of DNA-templated transcription. Gene Ontology annotation, cellular component: nucleus; PML body.
UGAAUGGCCAAUGAUCGACGAUGUUACUGAGCGACAACCAACCAACAACCAAUGGUAGGCUUGAAUGUUCCCGAGCUCUUCGSGGCGAGACAUUUCGGUAUCAAGCGGCAAAGAAUAGUCCCUAUCUGAUGGCGGUUGCCUCAGCAGCAGUGAUGGACAGCAUUGUAAUCCUUGAUGAUGAUGAUGAUGAGGAAGAGGAGAGGCCUCAACCCUCUUCCUCCACCUCCUCUAAACCCUCAGCCAAUCAUCGUACUCCCCCCAAAAUCCAACAGCCCGCUCCUACUCACAUCACCCAAUCUCCUUUUGCCACAGUGAAGAAAGAAAGCCAUGUUCUUAAAGCAGAGAACCAGAAGCUAUUUACUGAGUUUGUAGAGUACUGCUCGGCCCACACACAGGACUGCCCCGAAGUCAUGACCUUCCUGCACGCCAAGCACUCCAAGGCCUCGCCGAGCUUCCUGGCCUCGGUGGAGUUCCGCAACACGCUGGGCCGCUGCCUGACGCGCGCCCAGGCCCGCCGCACCAAGACCUUUGUCUACAUCAACGAGCUGUGCACCGUCCUCAAACAGCACUCGGACAAGAGGAGGCAGACUGUCGUGAAGGUGGAGCCUACCGCCGCGGAGAAGAAGGAGAUGAAAGAGGAGAGGGAAGAGGAGGCACAGACAGAGGAGCUACCGUCUACCUCGGGGCAGCAGGAAGAGGAGGAGAAGAAGACGAAGAAGGCUUCCCGGAGACAGAUUGCGUACCUGGAGAACCUACUAAAGAUGUACAAUGAUGAGAUCCGGCGGCUGCAGGAGAGGGAGCUGAGUGUCAACGAGCUAGAAGAGGAGGACUCCAGCUACAUCCAGGAGCACAAGCUCAAACGCAAGAUGAUGAAGAUCUAUGAUAAGCUCUGUGAGCUGAAGGGCUGCAGCAGUCUGACAGGCAGAGUGAUCGAGCAGAGGAUCCAAUACAAAGGGACACGCUACCCUGAGGUCAACAGAAAGAUUGAGCGUUUCAUCAACAGUCCCGAGGCCCAGCUGAAUCCCCCCGACUACACAGACAUCCUGCAACAUAUCCGCCGGGCCAACGAGCGCCACGGCCUCAACCUCAGCAAGAAGCAGCUGACCCAGAUCGCCCAGGACGCCUUCCGCGAGACCGGCAACCGCCUGCAGGAGAGGCGCCACCUCGACAUGGUCUACAACUUCGGCUCGCACCUCACAGACCUCUACAAGCCCGCCACUGACCCUGCCCUGUUGGAUCCCACGUUGGCCCGUAAGCUGCGCUCUAACCGGGAGGUGGCUCUCUCCAGCCUGGAGCAGGUCAUCUCCAAAUACGCCCUGAAGCAGGACGACACCGAGGAGGAGGAGAGGGCUAAACGGAUAGAGAGGGAGAGGCAGAAGAAAGAGGGUCAGUCAUCGGCGCUGGAGGCCACCACAGCCGAUGACAAUCCCCUGAAGAAGGGAGAGGAUGGUGAGGGUGAGGAGCAAGCUGAGGAGGAGGAGGAUGAUGAAGACGACGAGUCGUCUGAUCCAGACAUCGAGGAGGAGAUCCAGGCCAGCAAAUCACAAGCAGGGCCAGAGGAUGAUGAGGAGGACAACGAGGUAGAGGCAGCAAACGAGAGUGAGAACGAGGUGGAUGGUGGGAGUGACGGAAACCAGGAUGGAGGAGAGGAGGAAGAGAACGCUGAYGUGGACAAAGACUCCGUGAUAAGUGGAAUCAGCCCCAUUUCCCGGGGUGACAUCCCACAGAURUCCUCCUUAGUCGACGAAUCCCCCACAGACAGCCCCAGCCAAUCAGAGGCGAUGGAGGUAGACAAGGGGAACGAAUCAUCCAAUACCAACCUGACAAAUGAGGACAUUGUUUCCUCCAAUCACAUUUCAGCUGUGUCCAUAAGCACUAGUGUGGAAACGAAGGACUCCUCAGCUUCCCCCAUGGCGGCGAAUCAGGUCUCUUUGCCACCAUCACCGGUGCUGAUUUCGACCAAUGAGGACUCCUGCACGGUCAUCACUGAGACGAGGUCAGCGAAUUGCAGCCCCAGGCCACCCAGUCCCAGAGACACCUCCAGAGGCAGGAAGAGAAAGAGGAAAGAAGAGGUGAAAUCCAGGAAGUCUUACAACGGGGUUCUAAGGCACCACAAUGGGAGUGACCGUGACCUCCCUCUGGACAUGGACGUGGUGACCAGUAGCCCCCUGCAGGCGGACUCCACCAGYGCAGACACUCCCACCCAGGAGAUGGUCACCAGCUCCCAGUCCACCCCGCCUCCCAAGAAAAACAAGGUCAACGUGGCAACUCAAUGUGACCCYGACGAAGUGAUCGUCCUAUCGGACUCGGAAUGACCUUUUCCCCAACCCUACUGGGUGUUCAGGCUUCCCAUUGCUAGCCUGGAACCAGGUCUGUUUAUGCUGCACAAACAGAUCUGGGACCAGGCCAUCCCAUUACUGCCUCUUGACUUCCAAACCAGUGCCUGCUAAUGUGAACUCUUGAAAAUGCACACAUUUUCAGACGGGAGAGAGCAAACUUUUCAUUACAAAUUGAAACUGGCAAUGGACGUGGUAGUUUACCACCAGUGUUUACAUUUUGUAUUUAUAUGCCAAUUUUUGCCCAGCGUCUGGAUUGUGUGAGGAGGGAGCAGUAUCACGUCAGGUUAUUUUUGUAUUUUAGCUGUAAAAAUAUUGUUUGUCAAUCGUUUUAGGUGGGUGAAUGAAUGGGUGUCUGUGUUUGUAUUCUAGAAUGCCGGCAAUAGAAGAUYAACCAGCGGAACACCGGAGUACUGUAUCUUAGAUUUUAUACAGAGCCAAUACACAACCUACACGUCCAACUGUCAGUGUAAUCAUGGAUCAUUUGCUGUGUGGUUGCUGUGUCCACAUAGUGCAACUUAKUGGCCUGAACAACGCUAUUUCUACCAAGUAGUUACAAGAGCAACUAAGUGGCAGAUUGGCCGAUUGUGUUCAAGAUGCCAAAUGAACACAAUUGAGCAGAUGCAUUGACGUAAACGGCCAGGUACAGCUUUGCGUUAACGUGAAAUGUAGUGCAGUGUCCUACUUUAUGCAGGCAUAACCCCCCUGAAGAAAUGUUCACAUUGACUUUGCAGAAAUAGCUGGGUUCAUGCUGAUGGGUGUUGUAGGGGAAGUCCAUCUCGGCAUGUAGUAAGCAGGUAGGUGUUUAGGUUGAUUUGCAUCAAAGGAACGUUCAUAACGCCUCUUGCUUGAGACUGCAAACGGUGGUAAUGAUUUAAUCAGACUCAUUCAUUUUCAAUCCUCCCUAAGACACUUUGAUUGGAUUCUGUUGUUUUGACCAAUUCAAGGUUACGGGGAAGGUCACUUAAUUGUUAUCUAAUUUUCCUUUUAGUACACUGAGAAGCAAAGAUCACAUUUCCUUUUAAAUAAACUUUGAUAAUAAAUGAAA